Messenger RNA from Rhodamnia argentea, 1711 nucleotides. Its product is annotated as cytochrome b561 domain-containing protein At4g18260-like. Gene Ontology annotation, molecular function: transmembrane monodehydroascorbate reductase activity. The coding region runs from base 304 to 1101 and encodes 265 amino acids. Lineage: Eukaryota; Viridiplantae; Streptophyta; Magnoliopsida; Myrtales; Myrtaceae. The transcript has 4 exons. The record is from RefSeq and is a predicted model, not a curated record.
ACACUACAUUCCCAUUUACCUCUAUUCUUCUCUCUCCAUAAUCUUCUUGGAUACACCAACCCACCACCAUUAAACUCCCCUAUGCUAGCAUAUACUCAUAGUAAUCAAUGAUCACUUAUUAUAGGCCUACUAGAACUUAAUAUAUACUUCACCGACUAUCUAUAUAUCCUUCAGAAGUUGGAGGACUCACAUGCACUUUAUGCAAUCAGCCACUUCCUUUCACAGUGUAGACUGAUGGGCUUCAUCUUCAUCACAAUCCUCAAAAGCUGAAACCCCAGAGAGAGAGAGAGAGACAGAGAGAGAAUGCAGCUUUACUCUAAGAUGCUGGCAAUCUUAGCAGUUCCCGCAUGUCAAGCUUUUCUUCUUCCCUUAGCCGCUCAUCAACCUGGUGAGGCGAACCAGAUUCAAGGCCACAAGAACGCUCGCCAAAAUCUUCACAAGAUGCAUGCGAAGAUAAACAAGGACAUAGCAAUGCACGGGCUUCUGCUUUGGUCAUCGAUGGGUUUCUUAAUGCCUCUCGGAAUACUCGUAAUCCGAUUGUCCAUUAGAGAGGAAAACCGCGCCCGGGCCAAAGCGUUCUUCUACAUUCAUGUCAUCUUGCAGGUCCUCUCACUACUCCUUGCCACAUCUGGAGCAAUACUAUCAAUCAAAACCUUUGAAAAUUCAUUCGACAACCAUCAUCAGAGAAUAGGCCUCAUUCUCUAUGUAGCCAUUUGGGUACAAGCCUUGACUGGACUCCUGAGACCCCGUAGGGGGACCAAAAGGAGAAGCACUUGGUACUUCUCGCAUUGGAUUCUCGGAACGGCCGUUUCGCUUCUGGGGAUCAUCAACAUCUACACAGGUAUAAUGGCCUUUCAUGACAAGACAUCAAGAGCCACGUGGGUGUGGAACAUCCUCUUCACCGCCCAAGUCUCCCUAAUCGCCUUCUUGUAUCUCUUCGUCGAGAAAUGGGACUACAUGAGGAGACAAGGCGUUGCCUCAGGCGGCGACCCAACCACGCCCUCGCCUAACAAUUUGACGAGCACCCAAGUCGAGAGCGGGAAGGAGUUGGUGCUCGUGCCAUGUUCGAAACAUAACGCUCUCAAGAACUUGUUUGAUUAGUUUGCACGCCGACAUCAUCUGAAUCGUCAAGUCCGAUGGAUUUUACACAGGAUCCGUCGGAAUCAACGGUUAAAAUCCAUUUAGAUACAUACAUCGGUACAUUUUUCUUUCUCUUGUUUGAUUUUUCAAAUUUUUUUUCCGGGUUUUUGGGAGCAUCGACCCUAAUUUCUUCUUCUCUUUGAUUGUUUGCUCUCUACAAUAGUAAAUUGUUUUGAGGCUUGAACUCCUAAAGGCUCCUCUCAAAGUUUGAAAAAUUAGCACGAAUACGACUCAUUUGGAUAUCACGAUACACAUCAAUCCUUGGAAGAAGAGGAACUAAUUAUUCAAGGGUCUUUGGUGUGUUGGAUGAAUUCACAUGAAUCGGAUUCGUGCAACAUGGGGUCCUGUGUAUAUAUUUGUUUGAAUAAGGGAGUUUAAUAGUACCAAAUAUGUCAUGGGGUCUAUAUAUAUGUAUUUGAGAUAUUCUUCUGUAUUGGUUUGGUUCCCAAUUUGUGUUUAGAGAUUUUACUUUCCUGUGGACAACCGUGAGUUCAGAUAUGGUAAGUGUGACGCGAUAACGGAAGGCAUGUGCGAGAAUGAAGCAAUAAAAUUUUGGAAAAUGCUAUUAUAA